AUUUUUUAAAUAUGGUGGACAAUGUUUUUGAAAUAAAUGUUUUCAACACCAGAAUAUGGCCAUGUUUAUACAUACGAGGAUGUGUAUGAACCGAGCGAAGACAGCUUUUUAUUGCUCGAUGCCCUUGAAAAGGAUUCUGAGUUUCUUUUGAGUUUAAAGUAAGUACACAGAUGCAUUGCUCGCGGAUACCGUCGUUGGCAUCUAGUCAUGAACACUUGCAAAUUACCCAAAUAUGAAACAUGAUUGGUUGAUCAGAUUUCAAAUUUAUCAGAUGCACUUGACAAACAUAAAAGUUUGACAUGAGAUUCUUAACAAUGUUUUUAUCUGCGACUGUUUGUCUCUAGAUGCAAACAAUAGUUUUCAGCAUUAUUUAAGAUUCCACCAUUUCAGAAGUGUGAACUAUAUUCAGUUUGUUUUAUGACAUACCAUCCAUUUUUUCAAGGCCAAGUGUUUGUUUGGAGGUCGGAAGUGGAAGUGGAAUCGUUGUCACAUUUUUGGCGUCGAUACUUGGAGAACAUGUACACUAUGUGUAUGGAAAGUUUUGUUUGGUUAAUCUGCACCUAACACCUGCAAAACUAUGCCACCAACUUGGCAACUUAAACCACCUGUGGUUAGGUUCAGAUUACAGGGCUUCUAGAUUAAAACAACAAUUGCAGUUAAAAGUUUAGUUUAUAAGUUAGGAAUAGAGUUAAGGUAUGUUUACACUCGUAUUCUAGGGUAUGCAAUCAAGUAACCAUGCGUAUGCAUUUAUUUUCUUUUACAUUUCAAAUUUUGCCAUAAACUAAAUGAAGAGGAAUUGUGGCGUUAAUUUUCACUAAUUUUCAUACUCUAGAAUACGAAUCGUGGCCAACGAAUUUGCAGCGUGUAAAGUAGUAAAACGUACCUUCAGGAUAUGGAUCAUGAGUAAAAUAAAGCAGGGUGUGUGCAUUAGAGUGCAUUGCCACUUAAAGGGUUAAAAUUAGGGUUAAAAUUAGGGUUAGAAUUAUGAUUACUACAUUUAAUUACUAGAGUCAAAUAAGAGUUCAGUUGUGUUUGAAAUUUGGAUUAAGCUUUGAUUUUGGGAUUUAUAGCAUAACCUAAAGGAAAAUCAUAGGUAAGCAUUUGGAUUUGGUUUGGGGAUAACAUACCAGACGUUUCCAUGUAUUUCUAGUGCAACAGACAUCAAUCCAAAUGCUUGUAUUUGUACUCAAGAAACUGCUCAGAAAAAUGGAGUAACUGUCAGUGUACUCAACACAAACAUGGUAUGCGUUUGUACUUGAAAAAUACCUGUAGCCCAGAUCAAACUCCUGAUUGUGAAGAUAUCUAGUUAUCUACUUUCUAUAGAUUGAUGGUUGCAGAUUUUCUCAGGACUGCAAAGUUGAUGUAUUAAUGUUUAAUCCUCCUUAUGUUGUCACACCUUCACACGAGGUACGAAUUACUUAUACUAUUUGAACUUUGAAGAUCUGUUUGCAUCAAAAAUAAUCAUUGAGAUGUUUCUUUUAGAUAUCAGAUCGUGGAAUUUCCGCAGCUUGGGCUGGAGGAAGGCAUGGGAGAGAGGUACAGUUGAAGAAUGUUGGACCUCUUUAACACAUCAACAGUUUGCUGUUUCUUUGGUCAAACGAGAACAAGAGUUGCACGAGAGUUGAGAAGCAAGAGUUUGCAUGAGAGUUUUCUCAACUUUCAUGUCUUGGUCAAACGAGAACAAGAGUUGCACGAGAGUUGAGAAGCAAGAGUUUGCAUCAGAGUUUUCUCAACUCUCAUGCCCUGGUCAAACAAGAACAAGAGUUGCAUGAGUUGAGAAGCGAGAGUUUGCAUCAGAGUUUUCUCAACUCUCAUGCCCUGGUCAAACGAGAACAAGAGUUGCACGAGAUUUGAUAAGAGUUGACUGGUGGUCACUCAAACACGAGCUGUCUGUGUUGUUUAAUUAUCACAUUACAAUACAAAGUAACGUAAGUCGGGGAUUUUUUCUCAUGAAAGUAGUAUUUUUUAUGAUUUUCUUUUAUUUUCUCCUAUAGAUUAUGGAUAAAAUAUUUCCGAUUGUUCCAAACAUAUUGUCAGAAAAUGGAGUAUUUUAUUUACUGGUUUUGGAGGAGAAUAAACCAGGUAGAAUAUUAAACAAGACGGAGACAAAAUUUUUACAUGACAUUUUUUCUUUGGAACGGACAAAUGAACGAUGUGUAAUUGUGUAUAAAUAAUAUACGGUAGCCUACUAGGCAAUUAUCAGCGAAUAAUCGGACAUAAUUUGUUCCUAGAACCAUGAGAUAGCCAGGAGAUAUAAACAGCAAUAUUGCUUGCAGACUUGUGGCUCAGGAAGGAUUGUAGCCUGUGUAGCAGGCGUUUAGUAGAAGGUUCGUUUUGUGUUAACAUUGAGGCGUUUUAUUUUUUCCCUCUAGAUGAAAUUCGCGACAUUAUGUCAUCCUAUAGUUUGGUCACCACGACAGUUCUGAGACGAAGGGCUAGGAAUGAAAAUUUGAGUGUAUUAAGAAUUGCUCGUCGCUAGUAAAUAAUGACAAAUUCGUUGCUCAGAGGCAGUACCCUAUAAAUGAUGGAAUCACAUCACAAAUCUGACAUAUAUAUCUAUGUGGUUGUAAAACGUUUCAAAACUACCGACCACAAUGCAUUCCGAUCCCACGAUGGCGUUGUCGAAUAGGUCCAUUAACGCAUUCUCGUUCCCAGGUUUCGCUCCAUUCAUAGGAUUUUGAAAC
This is a messenger RNA of Paramuricea clavata, 2684 nucleotides long. The record is from the annotation of a GenBank genome assembly. NCBI's taxonomy places the organism in Eukaryota, Metazoa, Cnidaria, Anthozoa, Malacalcyonacea, Plexauridae.